CGGAGUCGCAAAUUCAAACUUGAGCGGGAUGUGUUGGUAGGAAACGGCUGUGUGAUUGGGGAUUGAUCCUGAAUCCGUGAAACGCAGGAUCCGGGUUCUCAUGCGGUGUAGGCGAAGCGUAAGAAUAACAGGAACAUGGCGACUUCAAUGAUGAAUCUACGCAACCUUUUUGAGCAGUUAAUGCGUCAAGUGGAUGGGUUAAAUGAAGGAAUAGAGCCUCAGUUUAUGCAAUUGGCUAAGAACUUUGAAGAUUUCCGAAGGAAAUGGCAAAAAAUGGAUCACGAGUUGGGAAAAAGCAAAGAAAUGCUCAUGAAGGCUGAGACUGAGCGUAGUGCGCUAGAGGUGAAGUUAAAACAUGCUCGUAAUCAAGUGGAUGUGGAGAUAAAGAGAAGACAACGGGCAGAGGCAGACUGCGAGAAACUAGAACGACAGAUUCAGCUGAUACGGGAGCUUCUGAUGUGUGAUACAUCUGGUAGCAUUCAGCUAAGUGAGCAGCAGAAAAAUGCUUUAGCUUUUCUUAAUAACCGGACUAACUUAUCCAAUGACUGCAAUGGGACUAGAAGAUUGUCUACAAUUGAUGAAUCUGCAUCUAUCCUCUCAGAUAUCAGCUUCGACAAGACUGAAGACUCCUUGGAUUGGGAUUCCUCUCUUGUACGAAAUGUGAGGCUAAGGAAGAGAGAGAAACGGCGAUCAUCCAGACAUCAUACUGAAGGACCUCCAGUUCCAUCAAAAAGAAACCGCUCUUUUGGACUUGUGGUUGAUCAGGACAAUGCUCCAUCACACGCGUCCAAGUACUCCACAGCGUGGCUGGCAAGAAAGGGUAUAAAAGAAGAAAAUCUAAUGACAUGGCCGCCUUGUUCACCUGAUCUGAACCCCAUUGAGAACCCGUGGUCCAUCAUCAAAUGUGAGAUUUACAAGGAGGGAAAACAGUACACCUCUCUGAACAGUGGCUCAAUUGCUGACUUUGUUCCUUUAACUUCCCCAAUGAUUCCUUCUAUUGUGGUUCACUGUGUUAGUGAAAUUGAGCAAAGAGGGCUACAUGAGACUGGCUUGUAUAGAAUUUCAGGCUGUGAUCGUACAGUGAAAGACCUUAAAGAAAAAUUCCUGCGUGGAAAGAGUGUGCCGUUGCUUAGUAAAGUUGACGACAUCCAUGCUGUUUGUGGAUUCCUCAAAGACUUUUUGAGGAAUCUGAAGGAGCCACUUCUCACUUCCCGCUUGAACAAAACUUUCAUGGCAGCAGCUGAAAUACCUGAUGACGAUAACAGUAUUGCUGCAAUUUACCAAGCUGUCGAUGAACUUCCAGCAGCCAAUAGAGACACUUUAGCUUAUUUGAUGAUACACCUACAAAGAGUGGCUCAGAGCCCAGACUGUAGGAUGGAUGUGACCAACCUUGCCAAGGUGUUUGGCCCAACACUUGUGGGACAUGCGGUGCCUGAUCCAGAUCCCAUGACUAUCCUGCAGGAUACACGACGUCAACCAAAAGUGGUAGAGCGUCUUAUGUCAUUACCAGCAGAAUACUGGAGCCAAUUCAUGAUGGUGGAAAAUAUGGAUCCUUCACAUAUAAUCUCAAAUGCAAAUGUCUUUAACACUCCUCAGACUCCUGAUAUGAAAGUCAGCAUGUUGGGACCUCUAACAACUCCUGAACACCAGAUCACAAAAACACCUUCCACAAGUUCACUAUCCCAAAAGAUGAAAUCUACACUUGGGAAGAGCACACCGAAGUUUGGAAGCAAAAGUAAAUCUGCAACCAGUAUUACAAGACAAGGCAACUUUUUUGCAUCUCCUCUUUUGAAAUAAUGACGGGCUUGCACAAGUCUCUAGUGCCUUCAUUUUAUGCUUUUUAUUAUUAUUUUUUUUUAUUUUUUUUUUAAAUACUGUAAAAACUGUAAUAUACUGUAUUUGGCAAUAUUCCUAUUGAAAACUGAAGUUUUUAUUUUCUUGCAUGUUUGUUUUUAAACGUUAAACUUCCAAUGCUGGAAAAAUGUAAUUUUAGAAGGGAGAAAAAAAAUUGUUUUGGUUUUGUAACUUGCUGCUUUAAAUAAUCAUUGUAACUUGGAUGCUGAAAAUUAUAUUCAAACAUGAUUAUUUUAUUUUUGUUUUAUAAGAAUGUGUGCAACAGCUGGUGUGUCUUUAAACACAUUUUACAUAUUAUAAAUAGUCAUGCUUUCCAUAUACAGUCAGUAAACAAUAGGAUUUGUCGUUUUUUUUUUUUUUUUUUUUUUUUUUUUUUUUUAUAGAUUUUAGAUGUAUUUUAUAUGGAAUAAUGCACUUUGUAAAUACAUCACUGAUAAAUUAUCCUUCAAAAACAAACUUUCUUUCUUUUUGUUUAAAACAAAACCAAAAACCUGGAUUCGUGUUGUGGAACUGGUAUGUACAUUUUAAUGUCUGGGGAAAAAAACAAACAAAGGUUGGAGUCUCCUCAUACUUCUAAAUUAUAAGAUUAAUUGAUGACAUGAAUAGCCAAGAACAUCUAAUUCUGUUACAGUAGAAAAGCAAAAAUUAUAAAGUGCUCUAAGAAGCUCCACAUCAACCAGCAUGCCUAAGAAAAAAUAAGAAAUAGAUAAUAAUUUGACUUUAUAAA
Messenger RNA from Bombina bombina (fire-bellied toad), 2581 nucleotides. RefSeq names its product Rac GTPase activating protein 1 (gene RACGAP1). The transcript has 15 exons. Gene Ontology annotation, molecular function: nucleic acid binding. Lineage: Eukaryota; Metazoa; Chordata; Amphibia; Anura; Bombinatoridae. The coding region runs from base 136 to 1797 and encodes 553 amino acids. Gene Ontology annotation, biological process: signal transduction. The record is from RefSeq and is a predicted model, not a curated record.